Mesitornis unicolor (brown roatelo) is the source of this 1896-nucleotide messenger RNA. RefSeq names its product leprecan-like 2 (gene P3H3). Gene Ontology annotation, biological process: collagen metabolic process. The record is from RefSeq and is a predicted model, not a curated record. Lineage: Eukaryota; Metazoa; Chordata; Aves; Mesitornithiformes; Mesitornithidae. The annotation marks the transcript as partial. Gene Ontology annotation, molecular function: protein binding; iron ion binding; L-ascorbic acid binding. The transcript has 15 exons. Gene Ontology annotation, cellular component: endoplasmic reticulum.
GAAGCCGCCCUCUUCGGCCGGGUACUGCAGCGGGCCGACUGCCUGCAGGACUGCCUGGGUCGGCAGCUGGGCUCCUCGCCGUCCGCCCACCGCGCCAGCCAGACCAUCCGCCGGGACUUCGAGCAGAGGGAGCCCUACAACUACCUCCAAGUGGCCUUCUUCCAGCUGAAGAAGCUGGAUCGAGCUGUAUCUGCCGCUCACACCUUCUUUGUCGCUAAUCCCCAGCACCUCCAAAUGCGGGAAGACAUCGAGAAGUACCGGCGUAUGUCAGGGGUGAAGUCAGACAACUUCAGGGACCUGGAGGCCACACCGCACUGGGAAGCGUACGAGGCUGGGCUGCAGCACUACAAUGCCGAUGAGUACCUGCAGGCUGUGGCCAAGCUGGAGGAGUCGCUUACAGAGGCGCUGUCGGCUCUGGAAGAGUGUCGCGCCCUGUGUGAAGGGCCUCGGGAGGACGAGGACGAGGAGGAGGAAGAGAUGCAACCAGGCCUGUAUGAAGCCAUUGCAGGCCAUUAUAUUCAGGUUUUGAAGUGCAGACAGCAUUGCGUCCUUGAAAUUGCCACAAAGCCAGGGCGGAUUUCUGCCAUGGAAGAUUUCAUACCCUCUCAUCUUGAUUUACUGCAGUUUGCCUACGAUCAAGUUGGGAACCAGGCACUGGCUGCUGAGUGUGCUGCUUCCUACUUGCUCUUCUAUCCCACGGAUGAGCCGAUGUUGGAGAAAAUGGAACAGUAUCGCACAGAACUGGGAGAGGACACAGCUGUCACAGCCAGAGAGAGUAUUCAACAUUAUGUGCAGAGAUCUUUGAUGGAGAAGAAGUUGAUUUACUACGCAGUGGAGCACCUAGGGGGAACUUUUAACGACCCUGAUCUUUGGACUCCGGAGGAGCUGAUUCCUGAAAACCUAAAGGAGAAACACAGAGAGGAUCAGGAGAAGCAAAAGCAGGAAACUGUGGAUGUGGAAGAGAGGGAGAAGAGGGGCCCUCUGCCUUUUGAGGGCAUUGCUGUCACGAUGGAUUCCCGCCGAAUGAAUGGAACCCAGAGGGUUGUGUUCGACAGAGUGCUGACCGAGUCUGAGUGUAAGGAUCUUCUCCGCCUGACAAAGGCAGCGGGAGAAGCAGGGGAUGGCUACCGGGCAAGGCGGUCGCCUCACACCCCACAUGAGAGAUUUGAAGGGUUAACUGUUUUGAAAGCCAUGCAGCUGGCCCAGAAUGGGGACGUGGACUGGAGAGAUGCCAAAUUGCUUCUGCAGGCCAGUGAGAAAUCGCGGAAAAUCAUAGAGUCCUAUUUCACUCCUGGAAAGAUGCUCCAUUUCUCAUUCACGCACCUUGUGUGCCGCACGGCUGUAGCUGAGGAACAGGGAGGUCGCAUGGAUCUCAGUCAUCCUGUCCAUGCAGAUAAUUGUCUCUUGGAUCCCGAGGGGCAGGAGUGCUGGAGAGAACCUCCUGCCUAUGUGUACAGAGACUACAGUGGCAUUCUCUACCUCAAUGAUGACUUCCAAGGCGGCGGCCUUUUCUUCACUGAAAUGGACACCGUGACUGUCACAGCCGAGGUGCGCCCUAAGUGUGGGAGGCUGGUAGCCUUCAGCUCCGGCAAGGAGAACCCCCACGGCGUGUGGGCAGUGAGCCGUGGCAGGCGCUGCGCCAUUGCUCUCUGGUACACGCACUCCCAGGAGCACGCUGAGCAGGAGCGGGUGAAGGCAGAGCAGCUGAUGGAGCAGAGAGCUGUGGAGCAGGACCGGCGCGAUGGAGAAGAACGUCAUGGGGCUGAUCACAGUGGCAGAUCCUCCUCAGAGUCUCCCAUUGCCAAUGGCAGAGCCACGCCCACGAGCCAGAGACACAAGCCUAGCUCAGACAGGACGCAUCACCCCAAGGGACUGCGGACCAGGGAUGAGUUCUGA